AUGGGAGGAAGCAUGAUGAGCGGGAAGAGCCUGCUGCUGAAGGUAAUCUUGCUGGGGGAUGGUGGUGUGGGCAAGUCCUCCUUGAUGAACCGCUACGUCACGGACCGCUUUGACUCCCAGUCCUUUCACACCAUCGGUGUGGAGUUCCUCAACCGGGACCUGGAGGUGGACGGGCGCCUGGUCACUCUCCAGAUCUGGGACACAGCGGGCCAGGAGCGAUUCAAGUCCCUGCGCACGCCCUUCUACCGAGGCGCCGACUGCUGCCUGCUCACAUUUGCUGUGAACGACCUGCAGAGCUUCCAGAACCUCGGCUGCUGGAAGAAGGAGUUCAUGUACUACUCGGACGUUAAAGACCCCGAGCGGUUCCCUUUUGUGGUGCUUGGCAAUAAGAUAGACAUGGAUCAGAGGGAGGUGGGGGAGGACGAAGCACGGGCCUGGUGUGAGGAGAACGGAUGCUGUCCUUACUUUGAGACCAGUGCUAAGGAUGACACUAAUGUCACUGCUGCAUUUGAGGCAGCUGUCAGAGAGGUUCUGGCUGCCGAGGACCAGAUUGACCACGCGCUACUGAGUAGUACUAUUGAUCUCCAUGGCAACCGCAAAACCUCUCGCGCGUCUUGCUGCUGAUAGGUCAGGUGUGAAUCCACCUUGUCUUAACCUCUCUGGCUGAAACUUGCCCGAGGCAGUUUGAGAGCCCGACAUAGUAUAUUGUUUAUGGUACACAUGCUGUAGGUACAAGGUACUGAGUACAGUAUCCACUAAAGAUAAUAUGGAUAAGAUACAGCUGCUCUGAGGAGAGCGGAGUCGAGGAUUUCAGCUGGUGUCUAAAUUGUUGAAUUGUGGCUCAAACCAAGGUACAGGCACACUGCACUCAUCCUUUGUACUGUCUGCUUUCAGUAGUGUUGCACAAGGACAUUUCUUACCCAGCUUUAGCUUUGUCCGCCUAUGCAGGGCUUUUUAUGAAAGAGUGCUUUCAAAGCAUUUAUUUUAAUCAAAAUCAUUUUAAUUUUAAUUAACACACUGGAAGAGAGGAGAUACCAGUCCUCUACUGAAGAGCACACUCUACAACUGCUCAACUAUCUGUCCACGAGCUAAUUUUACAUGGUUUUGGAGGACUGACUACAACGUCGCCUUCUCUUUUUAUAAGAUUUGUUGGCAGUUGCUGGGGAGCUAAUGGAUAUUCUGUGACUGUCAGUGACAGUGUUGCCAAUCCUUGCAGAUAUUGUGGUUGAGAACUCCAGACAUCAGUAUGAUGACCAGAAUGAUUUGAGGUACGAGGAAGUUUGAUGAUUGCUGCGCUCAAAAGAUACAGUAGAUGAACUUGUUUGCCUUCAAUGGGAAGGGAAUUGGGGUUUUGCUGCUCAGAGUAACAGCAUCAGGUACGGAUGAUGUCUCUAAUUCAUUUGAUUUGCUCUUAAUAUGCUCUUAUUCAUUUUGAUUAUUAGAUCUAUGACUGCACUACUGUGUUAAGGGGUCGACCAAUAGUUUUUGUCAGGGCCUUUACUGAUUAUUAGUGAUCAAGAAACCAUUACUGAAACUGCAACAAAUAUACAUUUGCUGUAAGAACAAAAAACUUGGUGUCAAAAUUUAGAACAGCACAAAUGCCUACACAAAACUACUUCUAUAUAAAGUCUGUGGACACCUGCUUUGGUGGGCAGGAGUUUUUUAUUAUUUUCUCCCAAUGCAUUUAUAUGAUAAAAGGGGGAUCAUGUUGCUGUUCCAGACUUUCCGUCUGUCCACUUAAAACAGUUUCUAAUAAACAGUAGCUCGGAUGUCUCUUAAACCAAAUUGACCUGCACGUAUCAAAGUUUCUUCUCGUAUCAUUAAAGGUUUAUUCAAGGUUCUGAUGAUGUCACUUGUAAUUAACGACUCUGCCUCUUCCACAUGGAUGCGCGCAUAACCGGAUAAGAUAAACCAGGGUUGACUGAGUGUUGAUAUCCAGCUUCAUAGUACAGGUUAUCAGUGUGAUCUUAUCUAUAAAAAUAACCUAUCCUGGGUAUGUUGACCUCGCUUUGUAGUACAGGCCCCUGGUAGACUAAAGGUGUUUUUGAAUUUAAUAGUUUUACAGACAUGAACUCCGGAAAAUGUAUGGACCCAGUUUUCCAGAUAUUUUCCGCAGUUUACCGUUCACACAUUGCGAACGCAGCAGGAGAUUGUCCGAGUCAGACUCGUUCACACCAACAGGAGCAUUUCUAGAACAUUCUGUGGCAUCUGGGUAGAUCAUGCAGGAGGCAAGACAUGAUGAUACUGUAACUCCGCCGUGGAAAGCAAUGAUUUUUUUUUACAGUCAUCAACACGGCCCCUCACUCACAGUUAACUCUCUGGAGAUUCUCCUGCUGUAUUCUCACAGUCAAAUUUCCAGAUAUUUGAUUACAAUUUCAGGAAGGGGUCCAGACCUCAGUGCUAUGUUCUUCAUGACAGUGGCUAAUUACUUGAUCUACAUUUAAACCUACUCUAGCUUUUCUCAAGCACUCAUAGCUCUCUCCAUCUUUUAGCCAUAUUCUCGCUAAUUCCACAGUUAUUACACGCUGUUCACAUCUGCUAGUUGCUUAGCGAUGGCUCCCUCUCAACCCACAUCAACAAAUUAACUUGUUCAUAAGAUUGAGACUCCUGCGAUAUCUGCUGCCUUAACCUGCGACGAACAGCUCUGCCCGGUCACAGGAGCUGCUCUUGUCUUUAUGCUCCUCUGUGUGCAUAGUAGCUUUCAGUGUCCAUAGUUUACCUGUGACGUGUAAACGAUCAGUGUUGUGGGCGGGAUAUUGAUCGAGACCAGUGUGUUGACUGUAGACGAGAAGUGGCAGCUGCAUCAGGACCAAAGUAGCACAUUUUAAAAUCAAUUAUUAAUUAGAUAAAGAAAUAAUAAUACUGAUAAUUGUAAAAAAAAAAAAAAAAAGACAAAAAGAAAAGCUGAAUACCUUAUCGUAUAAUCGUCCAGUUCGGUAAUCGGUCGACCCCUAUACUGUGUAGCUGCAGGUAACAGGCGUACGAGUCAGGCGUCAGAUCAUAUUUAUUUCCCGUGAUCUAUGUAAAUGGACUGAAUUAGUAAAUCUCAACGUUCAGAAAUAAUACUGCUGUUGUUAAUAAACUGCUGUUUAGUGUUUCUGAGAAGCACAUUUCCAUCCAUUUUUUUUUUUUUAUGUAUGAAAUUUACAUUUGACUUCUGUGUUUGAUCAGGAGCUGAAUACAGUUGGGUGCCGUGAUAUACAGAUGAGGAUAUGAUUAUUAGACUUAACUUUAACUUCCAUCAUCAUGGCAUGUUUGUAAUACCGAGUGUCUGCCUUGUGGCAGGAUUAACAUUCCAGUCCUUUAGCCUUGCUGAUAUAUUACACACACCUUGUGCUGUCAGUCUGGUCACUCGAGUUCUCAGCUGAAUGUGCAUGAGCACAAGGAUAGAGUUCGUCACUUCUCAUGUGUGCAUCACCUCUCCUGUCCAUUCAUACGGCAUUGUGUGAAACUGACAUUAUUAUUCUCACGUUUACUUGUGUUCAUCUGGACAGUCCUUUACCUUUGUCUCAGUGUUCUUAAGUACAGGUUUACUUGCCACAGGUGCAUUUGGAUUUGUCUCUUUUAGCUGCUGUUGUCCAAAGGGCAGUGUUAUUAACCUGUGUGGUUUAAGAAAAUAAUAUGCCUGCUACUCAAUUUUUUUCAAACUGAGUUUAACAUGGUUACAAUAGAUCCGUAUCAGUAUUUCAGUUGCUGCUUGUAUAGCAUUUUAUAUUGUGUCUUCUCGAACAACCAAAGCUGUUGCCUAAAUAAGGAAAACAUUUUUUUUUAAUGUUCUCAUAUCUUUUUUUCUGUUGUGUUGAUGGUCUUGUCUUUUCUCAGCCCAAUUUAUUUUUUGGCUUUCAAGUCAAAAGUUUCAUCAUAUUUCAGUACGCAAGCCGACUAAUGGUGAAAAUGACAAUAGUUUCACUGUGAAAAUGAACUUUGGGUACUCGCAUAUUUCUGGACCUUUGUUCUAAUGUAGGUAAUUAAUUUGUGUCUGUGAUCAUUUUUAGGAUUUAUUAGAUGUCUUUGAGCAGUGGUACUCACAGCUUCAGAGAACCUUCAUUAACUGUGAAUUGAUUUGGACAUUUUAACCAAAAGGAGCCGUUGGCUUAUGUCCAUUCAAAGCAAAAAGCAGGGCUGAAGCUUAAGUUUAUCAUUUGUCAGUGUUAAUGUUUUCUGGGUCUCCUUACUGUACCAUUUCAGUAAAUGACCUGUUCAGAUAAUGUAGCCUAUGCCACAGUGUUUACCUGUAACAUACCUGAGUAACGAGUGUCUUUAUGAGCUGGUAGCAGAACUCUGCAGUAUGUUGCUCUCAUGUUUCUGUCUCUUAUAUCACUGCAACCCAGUCUAAUGUCAGUUUUUUUUUUAUGUUGCUGUAAUAUUUAUGAAUGGAAAAUGAAUUUCUUUGGGUUGUCCAUAUUAAUGGCUUAUGUAAAUAGCAAAGGGCAUUCAUUUUAUAAUUAUGUACAAAUGACAGUGAACGUCUGUUUCACUGUCCAUGCUCAUCCCACGAGUGCGAUUUCAGCUUUGUGAAAGUUACUGUUCAUCCUGAUUGUGUUGAACUAAUGGGCGACUUCCCUUCCUCCUCUUUUUGCACUACGGAGGAUGAGACUGGCUGUGCCAACAUGCUGGCAAAGCGUUGAAUACCCUCCAGUGCUUGGCUACAAAUAAAACAUGCGGCAUACCAAAAGGAAA
Molecule: messenger RNA, 4680 nt
Organism: Scophthalmus maximus (turbot)
Lineage: Eukaryota; Metazoa; Chordata; Actinopteri; Pleuronectiformes; Scophthalmidae
Gene: rab9b
Product: RAB9B, member RAS oncogene family
Exons: 1
Coding region: 1-624 (207 amino acids)
Biological process (GO): retrograde transport, endosome to Golgi; Rab protein signal transduction
Cellular component (GO): phagocytic vesicle; late endosome; lysosome
Molecular function (GO): GTP binding; GTPase activity
Source: RefSeq, a predicted model, not a curated record